AUUGUGAGUAGUAUAAUUUUAUUAUUUUAAUUCCAAUUUCAAAAUGGCUCGAUUAGCACUAAAUUCGAUGAUUGUACCAGCUAGUCAGCAUACCCUCUUUAUGAGAGGGUUUUAUGGCAAUAUGAAUAAAGAGGAUGUGAGGGAGUUCUUUACAAAAGAAGGCGGGAAAUGUUCUUUUGAUUUUGUUAAACUCUCCGAAGAUAGGCGGUUAUUAUUCGUUGCCUUGAGAUUUGAGAGCAAGGAUGUUGCCAAAGACAUAAUGGCUAGAUAUCAUGAUACUGAUGUGUUAGGUUCAAGAAUUUCAAUAUCUUGGUAUAAAGAUUUAAGAAAAGCAAGGCAAAAAGCUUUUGAUGCAAUGAGAGAUAGAAGAUUAAAUGAUGGGCGACAUUAUAAUAAUAGAAGAAGUGAUAACUUUUUCCCAGAUAAAAGAGCUCACAAUAGAAGAUCAUUUUCAUCAAAUAGAGUGAAAAGAAGUUUUUCCUAUGAUGAAGGUAGUGAGGAAGGUGAAAUUCGCAAUAAAGAUUCAGUGAGCAGAUCUAGAUCUCCACAUGAUGCAAGUUCAAUAUCAAGAUCCACAUCUUCUGCUAGAGCAAAAUCUUCUGAUAGAGAAGGGUCAAUUUUGAAUAAUGGUGAAGAUGCCAAUAGAAAUAGGGGUAAUAGUUUAUCUUCUCGGAGUUUAUCUUCAGCUAGACAUUCCUUAGCAUCUCAUCCAGCAAAUUCUCCUGGUAAAGAAAAAUCUUUAUCUCCACCGGAAGAUGGAGAAAGGAGAAGAAAAUCUGGGAAAAGAAAAAAGAGAAUGCCCAGAGGUUACCUAGACAAUCCCCUCGUAAAUGAGGAUGAAUCCAAAAUUGAUGCAUCAGCUAAUCAUAAUGACCAACCAAAAGUAGUUGAAAUAGAUAACACUCCUAUUUUUAAUGAAAAAUCUCCUGCCCUUGCUGCUUAUGAAGAAGAGGAGGAAGAUAUCAUAAAUUCCAAUAGUAAUUUGAAUAUGAAUCUUAAUACUGGGAGUAGGAUUGAAGAAAAUACAGAGGAAAAAGAAGAAGGAGCUCUUACAAAUGAUAACAUUGUUACAAAUGAAAAGGAUUCUAGUGGCCAGGAUAAUAUUGAAGCCACUGAGAAGUAUAAAGAGAUAAUUGAGAAGGAAAAAGAAUACCGUGAACGUAAAGAACGCAGGGAACGCAAACCCUUUAAGGGUAUAGGAAGGAAUUAUUUUAAAUCCUCUCCUCCACAUGGCUCUAGGCGUAGAAGAGAAUCUCCUUCCAGGAAUAGCAAUGAUUACAAGUUUUCAAAGUAUGAGGAUGAGGAACAAAUGUCAUAUCGUGGGGGUGGUGGAGGCAAGUUUUAUUCCAAUCAUCAUCCCAGGUCGCGAUACAGAGGGGGAGGUGAUGGGUAUCGUGGGCAGAUAGAUCAUAGAAGGAAUGUGAACUACCGAGGCCAAAGGGAUUACCAUGGACAGCACUAUAACAACAAUGGCUCCUCGUGGUAUCAAGGCAGGGGAAAUAGGGGUGGAAGAGACACAAGGCGCCAUAGAGGUGGGGAUGAUAGCAGGAGUUCUGCGGAGAGAGAAAACGAGAUAAAUGAAGAAAGGGAACAAGGUGAUCAUGAUGAGACCACUGUGGAUCUAGAAUCCACCAAGCUGGGUUCAUUAGUGCGCAAGCGCAAGACUAUCCGGGAACUCAGUAAAAACACUCAACCUUCAACUCCUGAUCCUGCUACACUGUUUAAAAACACCAUGAUUGAAACUAACACUUCUACAACAUCAUUGACUUCAUUUGAUAACCGGGCUAGUACUACAGAUUUGCGUGAAACCCCAAAUUCCUUAAACUCUAUGGAUAUCAAUGAAAUAAAAUCAGCAGGAGUGAAUAUAGCAGGAAAUAUUCCUGCAUCAGAGGCUGACAAAUUUCUUGCUUCUGUUCUCAAUAACCCAAGCGGAAACCAAAGUGGAACUGUGGCAGCUGCUUUCCAGCAUCAUUUGCAAAUGAUAGGUGGGUAUCCAGGCUCUAAUCUAUAUACAAUAAAUAAUACUAAUACAAAUGCUACAGCAACUACUACUAAAAUUGCAAUAAAUUUAAAGAUGUUUGCAUCCAAUUCUAAUGCAAUGAAUACUAUAAAUACACAAACCGUCGAUUCUAGUCGGAGUUCACUAUGGAAUCAAGAUAUUGGGACAAAUAAUGUGCCUGGAGGGGGAGGAGUUACUUACCCCUUUCCAGGAGUGGAGAGAAAUGAAGCGCUUGCUGGUGGAAUUAAUGGUCUGGAUAAAAACACUGCCAUCCUCAGAGAUGCCUACGCCAAAUUCAUGGAUGAUGUAAUCAAUAACCAAUCCCAAAACCCCUAUAAUUUCAAUCAGCAAAAUAGAAACGCUAAUACAGAUAACCAAUCGACUCAAAAUAACACUAAUAAUAUUGGCAGCUUAAAACAGUCUGAGGAGAAUGACGAAUUAAGAACUUUGCAAGAAAAACGACAAAAACGGAAGAACAAGAAGCUUGGGGAGGUAGAAAAUACUGAGGUUAAUGGCAUAAGCGAUGAUAACUUUGAAGAAGAUGAUGAUUGGAGGAACAUGGCGGGAACUGAAACGGCCCUCCACAAAUCUAAAAAAGGGGGGAGCAAGAAAAAGUCAUAUAUUGACACUCAACGCACAACUGCUGACACUCAACACAAAAGUGCUGACAAGCUCAACGAAGAACUACGAGCUAGACUCCAGGAAGUUUAUCAUCACGAGAAAGAAACAUCCACCAAUAAGAGAAAACAAAGGAUUUCUUAUGAUAAAGAAGGUGCCACUAACAAUUACAUAUCUGAUGGAGAGGAUCUAACAAGCGAGGAAUCAAUUCCAGAAUACAAAAAAUCAAAAAGACGACAUAUCAAUCCUGAGGAGAAGGAAGAGAAGAGUAAAGCAUCAAGUGGCUUUAAAUUUAAAACUUUGGACAUUUUGGAAUCAUUUAAAAACAAAAUAGAAAUCGCAUACAAGGAGGAUUGUUCUGUUUUAUAUGGUGUGUCGAAACUGCUUGCUAAUUCUCCUGAUGAUGCUUUAAGAGUGUCAAUUCGUAAAAGCGCUGAUGAAAAUGUUAAAAAUUUGGCCAACUCUUGUCUCUCUCAAAUGAAAGAAAUUUUUCAACGUAUUAAAUCUUCCGCUUUAGAUGCUUAAAAAUUGCUUUAAGUUAAAAUAAUACGUUUUUUCAUACUCCUUUUUCUAAUAUGAUUUGAUUAAAAAAUGUACAU
Messenger RNA from Gordionus sp. m RMFG-2023, 3216 nucleotides. Its product is annotated as probable cyclin-dependent serine/threonine-protein kinase DDB_G0292550. NCBI's taxonomy places the organism in Eukaryota, Metazoa, Nematomorpha, Gordioida, Chordodea, Parachordodidae. The transcript has 15 exons. The record is from RefSeq and is a predicted model, not a curated record. Bases 44 to 3142 code for a protein of 1032 amino acids. Gene Ontology annotation, molecular function: nucleic acid binding.